Seminavis robusta is the source of this 507-nucleotide messenger RNA. The record is from the annotation of a GenBank genome assembly. NCBI's taxonomy places the organism in Eukaryota, Bacillariophyta, Bacillariophyceae, Naviculales, Naviculaceae.
AUGAAACUCUUUUCAAGAAACAAGAAAAACGCUGUGGAGCAAACGGCCGAGGAACCCACUCAGGUGACAAAGCCUGCAAAGGAGCCCAAGCCCACGAAGGAGCCCAAGGAGAAGAAGAAGAAAGAAAAGAAGGAGAAGAAAGGCUUCUUCCUUCCCUACGAGAGCAAGGACAAGUACGAUUCCAAGCGCGGAUUCUUCCGACGAAGCUCUCGAAAAAUCACGAGUCCUACCGAGGAAAGGAAGAAGGGCUUCAAGCUCCCCUUUGAAAAGUCGGAGAGAAUUGACGAAGUGGCAGAGCGUCCCGAGACUCCCGUCGAGACUCCCAAGCCCGAGGACAAGCCCGAAGAAACCACAGCACCCACGGCGCCUGUCGAGGAGGAAACUCCCAAAGAUGAGGCUGCCGAACCUGCUUCACCCAGCAAGCAACAGACCGAACCCGCAGUAGUCCCAGAGACUGUCAACUCGGAACAAGACGACGAGGAUGACGACGAAGAGGAGGAACCACAA